Messenger RNA from Paramecium tetraurelia, 1848 nucleotides. RefSeq lists its product as uncharacterized. The record is from RefSeq and is a predicted model, not a curated record. The transcript is spliced from 6 exons. Lineage: Eukaryota; Ciliophora; Oligohymenophorea; Peniculida; Parameciidae.
AUGCAUAAUUCCGUAACAAAAACUCCUUAAUCAGUUUAGACGUCGUACACUAGACCAUAAACUGCACUGACUCACACAAAAUAAAUAUUGAUGUCUUAACCUUCUGAGGAUGGUCUCGAUACAUCCAUUAAAAACAAUAGAUAUACGAAUCCCACCAGUCUUACACCCAGGAGCUUAAAAAAAUUGCAGGAAAGGAAAAGAGUCGAAGGGAUUAGUAAAUCAGAAGUUGGGACUUGCAAUUUGAGAGUGAAGAAUGAUCAAGCUGAAAUAGACGGUCCUGAAGAUUACUUCGAUAAGGAGUUGAAGAUAAAUGUCGAUGAAUACGAUCAAUUCAGAAAGAACUUUCAUCGCAUAGUUUUUGAUGCCUUUGGCAAUUACAUUUACACAAAACCAGAAGCAUUGGAUGAUGAACUAAAACAAUAAGUUAAUAGUGCUUUGAACACCAAAACAAAAGUAACAUCCCAAAAUUUGUAACGGAAAUUAAUGCUCAAAACUCAAAGUUUUCAACCCAGGAAAAUUAUAGAUGGACUUGUGAAAAAUGCUUCUGAAAUUGCAACCAUGAAUCCUAGGAGAAAAAAUAUUAUGGACAUCAAAUAAAGGGCUGAACAAACUCUACAUCAGAUGAUUCAAAACGUUGCUAAGGAUAAAAUCCUUGCUGAAUCUAAAGCAUUAUUACAUGGGAUUAGCUUACAAAUGUUAAAUUAGGUUGAUAAAUUCAUAAGAGAAAAUUCUGAACUCAAAGAUUAAUUAGAAAUGGCAAAAAACAAAAUCUUUGAAUUGCAAUCAUCCAAUGAAAGUCUAAACUUUAAAAAUUAGCAAUUAUAAAAAGAAUUAAAAUAAUCAAAAGUCCAAUUGGAUGAUAUCAAACGGGUCAGUGUUGAUCUCGAAAAGUUUUUACCAGAAUACAGAAUUAUGACUAAAAAAUUUGUGGACUUUUCAGCUGAGAAGAUUAUUGAUAGAUAUGAGUAUUUUGAAAACACUGUUUUAACACUCACCAAGAAAACAGCAGAUUUAGAAGAAGACAAGAGAUUUCUUGAAAAAUCCUUACAAUAAUAAAAAAGAGAGUUUGAAUCAAAAAUUUAAGAUUUGUCUAUGUAUAAAGUUUAGUAAUCAUCCAACCAAAAUCAGAAUUAAGAUUAACCAAACAAAGAACUUGAAUAAUACAAAGAAAUGUACAUGACCUUAUUCAAAAAAAUCAUGAAUGUUUAUUGCAAUUGGACGACAAAAGCCAAAGCUCUCUUACCUGAUAAAAUGGAUGAUGGACCAAGAGCAAAUUUGGUCGAUCCUAUAGAAAUGUUAUCCAAUUUAGAAAAAAUGAUUUAAAUUUCAUCUAAUGAAAAACUAUAAGCAUAUCUUAGGAAAGUUAUCGUUAGUGCGAAUUUAUUAUAAAGAAAAUACUUCCCUGAAGAAGUCAAUCUUAAAUUCGAUCCUGAUAAAAUCUAUGAUAGAUUGGUUAAAUACAUUGAUAAUCAAUCAAGUGUGAUUUUGGGAUAUUAAAACAGAGAAAAAGAUAUGAAAAAACAAUAAAGAAAUUUUAAACAAGAGGACGAACACUAGAUUUUAAAAGAAGCCAUCGCUUCUGAUAAAGUAACAGACAUGAUAAAAAAAGAUUCCAAUAGCAUAAACUUGAUAAGAAAAAGAUUAUUUUCAAAUGACUCUGGUUCACAAGUUGAUCCAGAAAAAGUUGUUGAGAAAUUAUUCAAAUUGAUUGAAACUUAAUCUCUGUAGAUCAAGAGUCUUGCAUCGAAAGAAAAGUUUAACCAAAGAUCACUUAAACAAUUGUUAAAAACAGAAGACGAUAAUUAAGAUAUUAAUGAAUUCAUAAUUAAUUUUGAGUUAGAAAAGUGA